Stegastes partitus (bicolor damselfish) is the source of this 1537-nucleotide messenger RNA. Its product is annotated as ribosomal L1 domain-containing protein 1. Gene Ontology annotation, molecular function: RNA binding. The record is from RefSeq and is a predicted model, not a curated record. The transcript has 9 exons. The coding region runs from base 35 to 1162 and encodes 375 amino acids. Lineage: Eukaryota; Metazoa; Chordata; Actinopteri; Pomacentridae.
UGCGUGCGUGCCGACUACACGUGAAGCAGGCAGCAUGGCUGAAAAAACAGAAGUCGCACUAGACCGGGCUCAGGUGAAGAAGGCCGUCCAGGCUUUGCAGGCUUUCCUCAAAACCAAAGCCUCUGGCGAGUCGCUGUUCCUGGACGAGACACAGCAGGUCACCCUUCUCUUCACCCUGUGGAAGAUCCCUAAAAAGCCACAGACCAUCCGCAUUCCUUUGCCUCAUGGCCAGCGGACUGACACAGAUGAGAUUUGCCUCUUCACCAGAGAUGAGCCCAAGAUGACCUCAGAGCAGACCCAGAGGUUUUAUAAGAAGUUCCUUGAGGAGAAAGGUGUCAAAAACAUAUCUGAGAUCAUUCCAUACAAGGUGUUGAAGACAGAGUAUAAACCGUAUGAGGCUAAGCGCCGCCUGCUGGGGAACUUUGAUCUGUUUCUUUCUGAUGCCCGCAUUCGCCGCCUGCUGCCUUCCCACAUCGGAAAACAUUUCUACGAGAGAAAAAAAGAGCCGCUGUCUGUGGACCUGCAGAGCAAACAUCUGGCCAGAGACAUCCAGAGAGUCAUCCAGGGCACCAGCAUGAAGGUUACCAACAAAGGCUGCUGCUGUAUGGCACGUGUUGCCCACUCCGGCAUGACUGCAGACGAGGUGACGGAAAACAUCAUGGCUGCCGUCCAAACAGUGGCAGCCAAACUACGGACGAAAGGACCGGUGAUGAAGCUCAUCCAUGUAAAGAGUCAAACGUCGGUGGCCCUUCCCAUCUACACCUCAGACCUGAGCCACCUCACCGAGCUCGAGAAGAUCCAGAGUCAGACUCCCAAAAACAAGGGAACUCCUAAAAAGCAGAACAAAGCAAAGAAGAACAAGAAGGAAGGCAAAAAGCAAACAGAUUCUCCUGCAGAGAAGAAGGGAAAGGAGAAGAAGGAGGUGAAAAAGGAGGCGGUGAAGGAGAAAGAAGAAGAGGACGAUGAAGAAAUCCCACAGCUGGUUCCCAUAGAAACACCUAGCAAAAAGCCUAAACUGGAGAAGCCGUCCAAAAAGAAGCAGCUGGAGAAAGCACCCAAACCUGCUGCAGGGAAGAAAGCAAAACAAGCUCAGAGCAAACUGACCAAGAAGACGGCCAAGACGGACUCCAAAGCAAAAAGAAAAGUGCCGAAAGUGAAAUGAUUCUCAGCAUCUUCACCUUCUCGACAUGGACGUUUGACACAGUUCGCAGGACCACACUGUUCAUAGAACGGCCGUUAUACUCACUGUCUGUUUGUGCUUUAAUGAACCAUAUUAUAAAGAUAGUCACCUGAAAUUUUGUCUUCUCUGAAGGUGUCUUUUUCCUCAGGAGACUGUUUUAUUUGUCACAGCAAAGGUGGAACUAACGUUGUUAUCAGUGGCUGUUUCAUUUGAGUGUGUCAAAAAGCUACAACAGUGAGACAAUAAACGGCGUCGGAGCCUGAAAUACAGUUAAAAAUGGUGCAACAGUUAACAUUAUAAAUAAAACCAGUGACUUUCAUCUUGUCAAAUAUAAAUUCUUUUUGUGAAAAACACAAA